This is a messenger RNA of Uranotaenia lowii, 1499 nucleotides long. RefSeq lists its product as uncharacterized. Bases 205 to 1437 code for a protein of 410 amino acids. Lineage: Eukaryota; Metazoa; Arthropoda; Insecta; Diptera; Culicidae. The transcript is spliced from 2 exons. The record is from RefSeq and is a predicted model, not a curated record. Gene Ontology annotation, molecular function: RNA 7-methylguanosine cap binding; translation initiation factor activity. Gene Ontology annotation, cellular component: eukaryotic translation initiation factor 4F complex; cytoplasm. Gene Ontology annotation, biological process: translational initiation.
UGUUUCCGGGGGUCAGUUUUUCGGCAAAAUUGGUGGAGAACGGGGUCAGAAAAACAGAACGUCGGUCUAAGCGGCCAAAAACUAAGUUCGACGGAAGAGUUCGACGAUUUACAGCGAAAAUCCCCCGAGAAGCAAGUUUCCCUGCCCCCUGCUUCAAUCAACGUGGCUGGGCAGACAUUUCUCGAGCUGAGUCGAUUGGCAAUCAUGGCUGGCGAAGCCAAAGAGGAGGUUGUGCAUCAACCGGAGAGCACCGAGCAAAAUCAUACCGGCCAGGGCGGCAUCGUCGAUCCGGAAUGCCUCAUCAAGCAUCCGCUGCAAUUCCAGUGGACGCUCUGGUAUCAGGAACCGGAUAAGAACAAGUCGGGGGGAGACAGCCUGAACGAGGUGGCCACCGUCGGUACCGUGGAGGAUUUCUGGAAAUACAACCACAUCAAGAGCCCGUUGGACCUGAAGACCGGGGGCGAUUAUUCGUCGUUCAAGCAGGGCCUUCGCCCCACGUGGGAAGACGAGAAAAAUUUCCGCGGCGGCCGGUGGGUGAUCAACGUUGGCGAGGUUUUCGAUAACCCUGAAGAAAUUUGCGGUGCCGUCGUGAAUGUUCGCCAGAAGAUGGAUAAAAUUGCGAUUUGGACCUCCACUGUCAUGAACCGGGACGCGCCGAUGCAGGAGAAAGCUCCCACAGUCCACGAAAAACUGAAAAGAAAAAAAAAGAAAAAGAACUGGUCCUGUCAUCGAUGUUUCCGGGGGUCAGUUUUUCGGCAAAAUUGGUGGAGAACGGGGUCAGAAAAACAGAACGUCGGUCUAAGCGGCCAAAAACUAAGUUCGACGGAAGAGUUCGACGAUUUACAGCGAAAAUCCCCCGAGAAGCAAGUUUCCCUGCCCCCUGCUUCAAUCAACGUGGCUGGGCAGACAUUUCUCGAGCUGAGUCGAUUGGCAAUCAUGGCUGGCGAAGCCAAAGAGGAGGUUGUGCAUCAACCGGAGAGCACCGAGCAAAAUCAUACCGGCCAGGGCGGCAUCGUCGAUCCGGAAUGCCUCAUCAAGCAUCCGCUGCAAUUCCAGUGGACGCUCUGGUAUCAGGAACCGGAUAAGAACAAGUCGGGGGGAGACAGCCUGAACGAGGUGGCCACCGUCGGUACCGUGGAGGAUUUCUGGAAAUACAACCACAUCAAGAGCCCGUCGGACCUGAAGACCGGGGGCGAUUAUUCGUCGUUCAAGCAGGGCCUUCGCCCCAUGUGGGAAGACGAGAAAAAUUUCCGCGGCGGCCGGUGGGUGAUCAACGUUGGCGAGGUUUUCGAUAACCCUGAAGAAAUUUGCGGUGCCGUCGUGAAUGUUCACCAGAAGAUGGAUAAAAUUGCGAUUUGGACCUCCACUGUCAUGAACCGGGACGCGCCGAUGCAGGAGAAAGCUGUAAGUCGAUUUUUUGCCACGUCCGAACAAUAAUUGUAAUGAGGGAGGUCGGGUAAAUUUGUUGCCAGAAAAUUAAAACGCAAAACUAAACUUGA